Messenger RNA from Cuscuta campestris, 1060 nucleotides. Lineage: Eukaryota; Viridiplantae; Streptophyta; Magnoliopsida; Solanales; Convolvulaceae. The record is from the annotation of a GenBank genome assembly.
UCCUUCUCAGAUUUCGCUUCCGAUUGCCUCUCUUCCUUCCCUUUUCACCCAUUAGCCCAAAUUACUCAAGGCGGCAAGAGGACGCCCGUGAGCACGGCGGCCGACGGACGACGCUGCGGCGGUUUUAGGGUUUUGUCAGUUCUGUACGCUCCUAAAAGCUCUGUGAUCUCGCAAUGGGAAAAGCUAAGAAUCCAGUCAAAUUUGCCUCCAUGAAGAGGAUAGUCUCCCAAAAGGCUAUCAAGCAACAUAAAGAGGAAGUUUUGAACCCAAAAAAGAAAGAUUUGAGCAAAGAGAGGCUUCCGCGGAAUGUGCCUUAUGUUUCUUCUGCGCUUUUCUUCAAGUACAACACUGCAUUGGGACCCCCAUACAGAGUGUUGGUUGAUACCAACUUCAUCAAUUUCUCCAUUCAGAACAAGUUGGAUUUGGAGAAAGGAAUGUUGGACUGCUUGUAUGCCAAAUGCACUCCUUGUAUUACGGACUGUGUGAUGGCUGAGCUUGAGAAGUUAGGUCAAAAGUAUCGUGUUGCCCUCAGAAUUGCAAAGGACCCUCGAUUUGAAAGGCUUCCUUGUACUCAUAAAGGAACUUAUGCUGAUGACUGCCUUGUUGAAAGGGUUACUCAGCAUAAGUGCUAUAUUGUCGCAACAUGUGAUCGAGAUUUGAAGCGGAGGAUCCGCAAGAUCCCGGGUGUACCGAUCAUGUACAUCACACAACGCAAAUACUCUAUUGAACGGAUGCCUGAAGCAACAAUCGGCGGAGCUCCAAGAUCUUGAUGGGAAUGAUCAUUUGAGUCAAUCUAGCUAUGGACUGCUAUACAUGAAACAUGUUCCAGUGAAUUAUUUAGCUACAAUCUCUACCAAUUUGGUCUGGUCCUUAAUUGCAACACUAUAUAUGUUGUGCCAGCUGACUUUACAGUUUUGGUUCAUUUGUGUUUAUAAUUGGAUUGCUACAUUAUCAUGUUUCGGAGAUCAGAUUAUUUUGACUCGUGUGUUGGAUGGAGCACAAAGAAAUCUUCAAAAAUGUAAUAUUGAGGUCUCGUUUGGCAUCAGCUUUGGCGUUUUGA